AGAUACUCCCACAGAAGAUAUUUUACCAAAUCCCUAUUUUUUCUCAUUAAUGCAAAGCAAUCUAUCUAUGUUGCUCUCGCUGUUGGCCCAUUCUUGUUUCGUUUUUGAUUUAUUUCGUUCGUGCAUACUCAAGUUUUAGUUACCAAUUUUGUUGCGUACAAAAUCAAAAAUGUUGGACUCGUCGGAUUUUCGUGGUGGAUCCAUGGUGGACGCUUCUGGAGGGCGCAGUCCCACUCGUCGUAAUGACAUGCUGGAGACAGAGACGAAGCCAAUCAAGGAAGAAGUCCUUCUGGUCUGGAACGUAUACAAGAGGCUGGACCAGGCCGUAAAGAAGAGGCAAGGACUUUCUGCGAAUGCGGCUGCGCAAAUACUCAAAGCCGUCUUUGAGACUGUUCGUUUCAAGUAAGAAAAGUCUCUUGAUGUUGGCAUUUCAUGUGCCGUACAAUAUUGCGGUAAUGAAAAUUGAGAUAUUCUUCUUCACGUGCUAUCUGGAGGGGGCUCGUCGACUUGUGUCAUCAAUAACUUUAAUAAUUCUAAUUCAGAACAAAAACGUAGUUCUUGAUCUUAUGCAUGAUCUAUUGUGAUUAUGAAACUUUUCAGCUCAAGCGUCGAUGUCCGUCGAAAGCUGGGGGUUCUUUUCGGCUCCUUGGUGUAUUCUCCCAGUGAGCGGCAGAUGGAGAAGAUCGAGUUCACGAUCGGCGGCUCAGCGCACGUUGGUUUACAAGAUGUGAUCGAUCUUUUUUACAAUGAAGAUCUGUUAAGGCCCUAAAGCUCAAACUGUGAUUCAGUUCCUUCGACGACUUACAUCCUGCAUUGAUUCGGAAUCUCGGAUGAGAUUCUGAUUUCUGAUCGUCGAGAUUCUCAGACACAACAUACUUUGCAAGGGUAAAAGUAUGUCAAUAGGAGAGAGCAAAGUAGCUCUAAGUCUAGCGCACGUUGCAGACCCACCGCAGUCGCGAACGCCGCCUAGGCAUGACGAGUACUACUCUCCCAGAGGAAAGCCACCGUGGAACUACCGAUCUAUCUUAUGUCUGGAUUCAUCUUCACUAUAAUUUUCGAGUUACUGCAAGUUGAUUGCUCUGGACAUACAAUCAAUACUAAGCGAUUCUCGAUCGUAGUUAUUUCCUCUUUUGGUGAACUCUUCACCUAGAAAAGCAUACAACUAGAACGACUCCAUUUAGAUUUUUCCAUUGAAUGAUAGAUGUCCUCACCAUGACUUUGGUAUAAUCAGUGAAUUCGUACUUUCCUAGUACUGGGAGCAGAGUCUUGUCGAUUGAAUAGGAAGCCAUCACCUUGUUCAUGUGUGACCGAUAUGGACGAGGCGGAGCGAUAUAACUCGAUCGACGACAAGGCACGGCGCGCUGAGGAGAAUCCCGAAAUGGUCGUGGAUCGGAUCGAGUAUAACCGGCGCACUGGCGCUACCAUGCGCAUUAUGGUGGAGCGGGGGCCCAGCGAGGGAAAGAAGAGUCCGAAAAAUGAGCAGAGCGCCUCCCCCAGAGGGCAUAAAAAAGCGGGGUCGCCUCUUGCGGGAACAGCUAGAACCACGCUCCAAGCCAUUCGAGAAGGCGACGAAGAGCAAGUUACGGCUUCACCAAGGGACGAGGCUGGAUCGCUCGCAGAUGGCAUUAUGAACAACACUGGAAUGGGAAUGCAGGGCGACAUAUCACCGAACGCAACGCGCAGGACAGACGGGACCGUAACAACAAGGAGCCCGCCUGCCACGGCGACGCAGUUCGAUGCGCUGCCGGCCGCUCCGCUGUCACGAGCGCACAAGGAAUGGCUGAGAAAGGAGGAGGAAUCCGCGGCCGCUUUCGCGGAGGAACAAGAGCGGUUGACAGGUCUUAGCACUCACAUUGCGGAGCGCAAGGUUCUGGUUCUGGAAUGUCUACGUGAGGUGCACGAAGUAGAGCAGCGCAAAGGGCUACGACCGGCCCCACAGGGCUUAACUUUGCACGAACUAGUACAAGGUGGACUCCUCGACGAAACCUUCGCCCGACAGGUUGCCGCUGACAUUGCGAAGGUCGGGGUGGCCUCCCAGCAAGUGCCAGCCUAUGCACAACCAUCGCCUCGGGCGCGGAAAGGGAGGGGGAGCGAAGACACCGCCGCUGCGAAAAGUAGCACCCAGGACGGCGAGACGACUACGCAGCUAGACUACGAUAAAACGGACGUCAAAAUAUCCGACUUCCUGCGACGACUCGCGAAGCGUCAAUACCGCAAGGUGCUGGCAGAUGAGUUCUUGUUUUUACUCCAUAAGAAGCGGAAGGCACGAGAGGUGGAGCAUGCACAAUUGGAGGCAGAUUUGAAUCAUAGCGUGGAGCGAAAACUAGGCAUACUGCGCCCAAUAGAGGACCUUCAAGGUGGCGAGCAGAACAAAGAAGUAGAUGGUGCUCAGGCAGACAAAACAGACGUAGGUGAAGAUGCUAAAGAUGAAACGGCGCAGUCGUCGAAAACAAAACUUGAGAUCAAACAGGAUCGACUGGCGUUGUCGGCUUCCUCCAUCGAGGAGCUGUUGCAAAGCGCCGAGGAAGUGGCUACAGACGAGAAUGCCGGCGAAGAGCAAACUCCCGUGAGUCCGAAAAUUAGUAUCAUCGAGCCCGCGAAGCCGGCAGGUGGAGCCCUCUUUGCCUGGGAGCUCGGGGAGUCGCCAUCGAAAGUGGGAAGACUGACUCUAGAGCUCGACCAGUUCCUGCAGGAGAUCGAUCAAGAAGACGCACAAGCAGUGCGCGCCGCGUCGUCGGUAGAAGAUGAUUCUAAGGCGGAUGGGGCCUUUGAGGUGCACGAUCCGGAGGUCCCUAGCGACGGGGGUGGAGCAGAUGUUCCAAGUGGAAAGGAAGAAUCGGAAGCACAACUUCUAGUGCAUGAAGGAGCUGCUGCUCCUGAUGAGGAAGAGAAUCCUGAUGUUGCCAAAGAGCCCUCACCAGUAGAAAGCACGAACGAACGAGGCGUUGACCUCCGCGACGUCGCUGACACAGAUGGCGAAGACGUCGCUUUCGACCUUGGCGCGAUGGCGGUUGCUAAUGGUCUUUCGUCGUUUCUGGGCGUCAAAAUUCCCGAGCAGGAUCCUCUGUUGGCGACUUUCGAGUCCGAGCUUCCCUCCGAGACGGACCGAGGCGUUCUCGGAGCGCCUCCAGCUGUGGCAGUGGCGGGGGAUGCUUCAGUCCGAGAAGGGGGCUCUUCGGCGGAGGAGAGCAUUGGUGAUUUGCUGAGGGGAGUGGAGAACGACUUGCUGGGCGGGCGAGGCGAGGAUCUCUUCAGCGCGAAAGAAGCCCGAGCCGGAGCCAACAAAGCAGACGAUGCAGUGAUCCAGUCUGAGGUUGCAGAUGAUACUAAAGAGGAAACCAAGGAGGCAGAUACUGGUGUUGAGGAAGACACGGUAAAAGAUGCAAGCGAAGGUGAGCAGAUCAAGACCGAAGAAGAGGACGCGAUCGACGAAGCGAGCGAGGCUUAUUCUGACGAGGGCUUUGAAGUGGAUUCCAAAAAAGAUGGAGCUACAGCUCAAGAAGAGCAGGACGGUGAAGUGCCGGAAUCGUUGGUGGAUGCCGUUGAGCAGCUAUCCCAGGCUCUAGAGGGAAGCCGCGCGAGCACGCUGGGCGCUGAAAUCGAAGAGGAUCUCGAGGGACGCGCUUUUGAGGUGGAGUCGGACACUAUCGGAAACUCGAGUAGCAGCGGCGUUGCACCAGCCGCAAAGAAGCGGCGCAAGCCCACUGCGCCGCAGCCAGGCAGAGUGGAGGAGGAGUCCCAGACGAGAGAUCCCGCAGACAGAGCAUCGCGAACAACGUCCUCAAAGUUUGCGAAAAACAAGGAUGGUAGGGAGUUGAUCAGUCCCUUGGAACAUCGGGCUGCAUCCACCACCUCUGCGGCUACGUGGUUGCCAGAAGGAAUACCGACUACAGGGGCGGCCUUGCUUCUGAGUGCGCGACUGGACGGAACAGGGCACGAACUUGGACAGGGACGGAAGACUUUUGGCCAACUACUAGAUCCGUACGACGACAAUGUGCCUGAUGCGCGGGCAAAACGUCUUCUGCAAACAGAAAUCAUCCGCAAGCGAGAGCGUCUAGAUUGGCUGCAGCAGAAGAUGAGCAGCACGCAGCAGCUCUAUGAGCAGGAAGCUCACGAACUAGAGAUGCUAAAAAUCGAGAAGAGUCGCCGUGCAUUACCUGCACGGACGCGCAGUGUACCGGCGCAAGUGAAGCUGCCUCCUUUGCAGAAAACACGACCACCACUUGAAAAACUGAUUCCGAGUGAAGAGGUAUCAACAAUGAUGUUUGUAGGACCAAAACUUUCUAUCUUGUGUGUCUCAAAUAAAUCAUUGUUCCCGGAUAUUUGUAACUCAUUUCAGUAUAAUUCACUUUGCCACGCCGGUGAGUAAACGAGCAGGUAAAUCACUCGCUGCUCUCUGGUGCGACUCACGAGUAUUUAGCGUCGAUGCGGAAGGAGCAGCUAUCUGGCGGACACGUAGGAAUGUCUCCAACCGGCACAGCGCAAAAUGCUUCGUCCCUAGAAAGCGGUUCGCGAGGCAGCCGACAGCGCGACCAGAAGUCUGACUACCAGAAGUCGGCCGGACGACUUCGGGAUGAUCCUUUCCAGGAUUUCCUCGAUAGCCGCAAUAAGACGCAGCGCCGCCUCGGCAAGCGCGUGCUUGCGAACGAGCAAGUGAUGUUUGAUUGGAUGCGGAACGCGAAGGAGGAGGGCCGCUACACAGCGAAACUGGCGCGUGAGAAGUCGAAGGAGGAAAUGUUCACCGACCAUUUGUAUUUUUCGGAUGCGGGACAGCGAGUGAGCAAAGAGCGACAGCUCAUUAUGGGAGAACGUGUCGGAGGCGCGAGCGUGGAAAGGCCGAUGCGAACUAUGCGGAAGCUGACAAAAAUUCUGCGCAGAAGCGCGAAAGCAGUUGGGUCUGCGGUCGUAGACGCGGAGCGGUCGGUGUCGAACAGCAAGGAAGGCAAGCGAGCAGGACGACCUAUCGAUGAAUCCGAUAUAGAAGCAAGAUUCGGUGUCCAAUUUGGUGAUGCUGCUUAUGGCAUGAUGUAAGUUGUCAGUUUACUCCAUCUCCUCACAAAGCAUCAUAACGGCAUUAGGAAUGCGAGCUCAUCUUCCGCUUGUUUUCACUUUUGAUUUUCACUUUUGGUUAAGUACUAAGUAAAUCUCGUCUGGAGGACGUAGAUAUCGAGAAUCAAUAUAAUAGAUACUAUUGAAGUAUCAUGUGCACGUCGCGAAGAAGUUCUUGCUCUAACAUUAGGAGAGGAAAAAGGCGAAGCCGCUGAAAGAAGCCGACGUUGAAAAAAAACAAAGUCGACGAGAAGAAAAAAGGGAUGCAGCGGGGAGCGAGCUUUCUGGCGGAACUUAGUGAAGGUGGAGGUCUGUUCGCUUCGGCUGCCCUUCAGCAAUACAGGCAGCUAAGACAGUAUAACAAAAUGUUAAAACGAUAGAUAGCCAUGAAGAUAGUUUGUAGAGAUUUUUCCUCGUGGAGGAUGAAGGAAUCGUGGCUUAUAAAAACAGGCAUUAUUUACAUUUUUCUAUACUGACUCUUGACUCUUUGUUCUCUGAUAUUGUCACUCAUCUUCUUUGCUCAUAGUAUGCUGCCUUUCGAAUUCCUGCAUUAGAUGUGAGAAAAUGCGGAUUUGAACAGGCCAAUCUUUGCCAUUUUUAGGAUAUCAUCUACAUCAAAACAGGUAUUAUUCUAUCAUUCCUUCUACAAGAACUAGGCUAUAGGUAAAAAUGCAGUUACACUAAUAUCAUAGAUGUACAUUGUCAGUGUCAAUCAUGUCAAAAAUAUAAUUGGAUUAGUUGAUGCAUAUGUGAUGGGCAUCUGUAGUCGCGCCUUCUUCUUGCCAUAGGACGUUGUUAGACAGGCAUCUCUUGGAGAUCGCAGACAAUCAAAUUUUGACGUAUCGAUGUGUCAUACGUGUGACUGCCUAUUGCGGCAAGCAACAAAUUGACAGACAGAGCUAAAGCAACCUUCAGAGUCCCGUGCUUCCCAAAUGAACAGACCCCAUGCACGCAUGAGCUGUCUCAAAUUUAGAACUUAUUCAAUCCAUGAGCUACCAAU
Amoebophrya sp. A25 is the source of this 6049-nucleotide messenger RNA. Lineage: Eukaryota; Dinophyceae; Syndiniales; Amoebophryaceae. The record is from the annotation of a GenBank genome assembly.